CUGAGAACCAGAAAUUUCAAAGAACGUGAGCGUUCCUUCAUGGACUUUGCCUAGACUGCUCUCCCUUUCUAUUUCACACCUCUCCGCAAUCCUUCUGUAGCCUAAAAUUAUCUGUUUCUUUGUUCUUAACGAUCCCAUCGCUUGCUUCUUCUUUCUGGAUUUUUCAUUUCUGCUGACUAGGUUAGCUGGUCCAGGAAGUUGUUCAUUUAAUCAUUGGUUGACAGUUGGUAUUGAAGACUGGUCUAUCAUACAAUUAUGACUUGUUUUUGUUUCUUAUUUGGUCGGAGUUCAGCAAAAAAUUCUUUUGAAGUUGAUGAAGAAGUUGCAGGCAUUCACGAUGUUAAACUCUACACUUACAAGGAAUUAAGAAAUGCUACUGAUUAUUUUAGUCCGGUCAAUAAAAUUGGGGAGGGUGGUUUUGGUUUAGUAUACAAGGGAAAACUUAAAGGUGGGAAAAUUGCUGCUAUAAAAGUUCUUUCAACUGAAUCAAGACAAGGGGUGAAAGAGUUCUUAACAGAGAUUAAUGUGAUCUCAAAGAUAGAGCACGAAAAUUUAGUUAAGCUGUAUGGCUGCUGUGUGGAAGGAAAUCACAGAAUUUUAGUCUACAACUAUCUUGAGAGUAACAGUCUUGCGCAAAAUCUUCUUGGAGGAGGUCACAGUCACAGUAACAUCCAGUUUAGUUGGAGAGCACGAUCCAAAAUCUGCAUUGGUGUAGCUCGAGGGCUUGCCUUCCUUCAUGAAGAUUUACGGCCACACAUUGUGCAUAGAGAUAUCAAAGCGAGCAAUAUUCUCCUUGACAAAGACCUAACACCCAAAAUUUCAGAUUUUGGUCUAGCCAAGCUUAUCCCACCUAACAUGACUCAUGUCAGUACACGUGUAGCUGGAACAAUAGGUUACCUGGCACCCGAGUAUGCAAUAAGGGGGCAGCUGACGAGGAAAGCAGACAUUUAUAGUUUUGGUGUCCUGCUUGUGGAAAUUGUUAGUGGGAGAUGCAACACAAAUACGCGAUUACCUAUCGACGAACAAUAUCUCCUAGAAAGGACUUGGGAACUUUAUGAGCGGAAGGAACUGGUCGGGCUGGUGGAUACAUCACUGGAUGGUGACUUUGAUGCUGAGGAGGCAUGUAGGUUUCUAAAGAUUGGUUUACUCUGCACCCAAGAUGGUCCAAAGCUUCGUCCCUCCAUGUCUACUGUGGUCAAGCUGCUAACUGGUGAGAAGGACGUUGAUGACACAAAGAUAACAAAACCAGGUUUAAUUACUGAUUUCAUGGACCUCAAAAUACGAGGCCCCCCUAAAGCCAAAUCCCAGAAAAAGACAUCUUCCUAUGAUAAAACCAAAUCUGAAACAAAGGCUGGAUUUAAUUUGUCAUCUGAUUCUGACAAACUGGAUGACUCAACCUUGUCAUCAGGAAACUCAACAAGUGCAGCCACGACCUUAACUGCGUCAUAUGAUUGAAGUAUUUAAAUAUCAGUGUGAAAAAGCAUAUCCAUUGGAUUUAUUUUUUUUUUUCCUUUUUUGAGGCUUUUAAUUGUGUAAAUUUUGGAACCAUGUUCCUUUCUUGUUUUCCCUUUUUUUUCGGCUACACAAGUUUUGCCGCAUAUAUUCCCUCUCUUGUAAAUGGAUGACGUUCAGUAAAUUGAAGAAAGUGUACUGGUUUGAUC
Molecule: messenger RNA, 1661 nt
Organism: Hevea brasiliensis (rubber tree)
Lineage: Eukaryota; Viridiplantae; Streptophyta; Magnoliopsida; Malpighiales; Euphorbiaceae
Product: cold-responsive protein kinase 1
Exons: 7
Coding region: 256-1455 (399 amino acids)
Biological process (GO): protein phosphorylation
Molecular function (GO): ATP binding; protein kinase activity
Source: RefSeq, a predicted model, not a curated record